Messenger RNA from Racocetra fulgida, 342 nucleotides. Lineage: Eukaryota; Fungi; Glomeromycota; Glomeromycetes; Diversisporales; Gigasporaceae. The record is from the annotation of a GenBank genome assembly.
AUGAAAUAUUCAAAAAGAAUCACCUAUGCAUAUUUGUCAACACCAAAAUUAUAUGUUAAACCAAAGAAAACAAAAUAUGAAAAAGCUGAGGAGACAUUAUCAGAUAAAAGUUCAGAACAUGACGAUACAGAAAACGUUACCCUUCCCUCUGAAGAAAGUGUAAUUGAAGAGGCUGAGAGCUCACCAACUAUUAAUUACAUUUCAUCAAACAACGUUAAAGAAGUAUCAGUCGAAUAUGACGAAUCUAAUGCAGAUUCAAUAUAUGAUAGUAGAAAUAAUGAUCAGUUAUUUGACUCUAUAGAUGUCUUAAUGGACAGUGAUGAAUCUGACGCUACAGAUAAA